Molecule: messenger RNA, 2310 nt
Organism: Candidula unifasciata
Lineage: Eukaryota; Metazoa; Mollusca; Gastropoda; Stylommatophora; Geomitridae
Source: the annotation of a GenBank genome assembly
AUGGCAUCAUUUCUCGUCGAUAGACAUUCACCAAUAAGAUCUGGUAUUGCACCAAAAUUGCGUCACAGGUCUCGGCAGUCAGAAUCUGAAAAUUGUGCAGGAGAGACACCAUCUGCAUCAGUGGAAGAUAAUGAUUCGACACCAGAAAGCAGAAAAAGUGAGAGAAACGGAGAUGUUGCACAGGAAGCCAAUGCUGCAGACAGUGAUAGUCUGGAGAAACAAAAAGAUAAAAACAAGUCCCUGCUUAGCUACUUCAUGACAGAACUCAUGAGGGACUACCGGCUAGAAGGAGAUGCCUCCGAAUUUGUUGAACGGAGAGACAGAGUGUACACUUCUGUAAACACUCCCAUGAAUUUAGAAAAGUUUUGCGCUUUUGGAUUUCUUCAAUGCCUAGACUCCAUCCUGUAUAUGGUCACCUUGCUUCCCUUGCGUAUCAUUGUAGCCUUGAUCAGGCUGCUGACUUAUCCCUGUGCUGUUGUGUUCACUGGGAGUAGACGAGUGCUGGACGGAGCUCAGGUCUGUGAUAUACUGAAGGGUGUUAUCCUCAUUGUUAGUUGUGUCAUCAUCGACAAUGUGGUCGACAUGUCCAUGAUUUACCACAUGGUCAGGAAACAGUCCAUCUUCAAAUUCUACGUCUUCUACAACAUGUUGGACGUAAUGGACAAGCUGAUAUCUGGGUUUGGUCAGGAUGUGUUGGACAGUCUCUACUGGACAGCUGUGGAACCACAUGGCAGAAAGAGAGAACACUUUGGCACACUGUUCCACUUGAUUUUUGCAAUUGUUUAUGUCGUGAUUCAUACGACAAUGAUUGUCAUUCAAGCAAUCAUCCUCAAUGUGGCAUUCAACUCUCGAAGUAAAAAUCUGCUGACAAUAAUUGUGUCUAGUAAUUUUGUUGAGAUAAAAGGAAACUUGUUCAAGCGCCUGGACAAAAACAACCUGUGUCAGAUCACGUACAGCGAUGUUCGGGAGAGGUUCCACUACCUUGUAAUCCUGUUAUUUAUCUUCAUCAGGAACCUCGAAGGUUAUAAGUGGAACUGGGACUUGGUACAACCAACCCUUGUCAUGGGGUUCAAUGUUGUUCUGGUGGAAGUAAUCGUGGACUGGAUUAAACAUGCGUUUAUUACCAAGUUUAAUGAACUUUCAGCCAAUUCGUAUGCUGACUUUGCUUUAGGAUUGGCUCAAGACAUUGCCUCUAGUCAGAAGAAGCAUGCUUUCACCAAUUUUAGUGAUCAGGUGUGCAGACGUAUGGGUUUCACGCCGAUGCCGCUCAUCUGUUUGCUGUUUGUGGUGUGCAACAGGUGUUUCACUAUUACCGGACCUCUUCCUUGGCUGCUUGUCUUUUUGUUUUACCUCUGUUUGAUGUCUACAAAAGUUUUGAUUAGCAUUGUCCUGUUGGGCUGGGCCCAAAGGCUUUUGACAGAGAGGGACAGAACAACUAAAGCUACUGGCACAGUGGUCAACUCACAGGUCAUGCCCAGGAAGGAAGAUAAAGGACCACAUGCAAAAGGCAAAGCAGAGGCAGUGACAGAAACGCCCAUACCAGUGAUCAUCACAACACGUCCCUUGACCCCUCAGUCAAGCAUGGCCAUCAACACUGACUCAGCGAUGGUUGCGGACAGUGAAAGUUUUAUCUCUGUGAUCCACCCAGAUGGGAUUUCCAGUAUUUCACCAUUUCAGCAUGAAAUGUCUGUCUUACAUCCAGACAAGGAGUAUGUCAUUCUGAAUGAUACAGUUUUAUCUAACACACAAGGUCAAGACUUUGAGGUCAUGUCUGCUGCAGAUAAGUUUGCUCCUUUGUCUGAUAAAGAAGUCAAUUUUCUACAAGUUGGUGAUCCGUCACCAUCAGUCAGCGCAAGCUACUCCUCACACACUAAUUCAGUGUCACAUUCAACGUCAGAUUCAGUUGAUCCAGAAAUGAUUUUUGAUGCUGUGGAAGAUGUCAGCACCACUGCUUUUGUCCCAGCUGUAUUAGACUUUCAGACACAUUCAUUUCCUGUGGAUGAAUCUCCUUCAAAAAGCAUGGCAACUCAUGUUACUUCCAACAGCCAACUAGCCAUCCGUUCACUUCAGAAUCAUUUACUUUCAUCAACAAUUCAUCUACCGGGCUGCCCUAGACUAAACCAGUCAGAUCCAGUUGAUGAAGCCUGUGAGUGUUUAAACAUUUCAGUGGUGAAUUCUUUAGAACAUUUUAAUGUUUCCUCAUUACCGACUUUUGAUGAUGUCAACAAAAAUGCAUCAGAGGCACAGGAAGUUGAAGAUUGUGAGAGUCUAUCAGGAUUGUCUGCUUCACUUUCUGCUGAUGCAUUUUAA